Molecule: messenger RNA, 1073 nt
Organism: Radiomyces spectabilis
Lineage: Eukaryota; Fungi; Mucoromycota; Mucoromycetes; Mucorales; Radiomycetaceae
Exons: 3
Coding region: 279-983 (234 amino acids)
Source: RefSeq, a predicted model, not a curated record
UCGUCAGCUAUUAUUCAUGUGCAUGGUCGGGUCGACAAGGAUGGAUGUAUAUUAGUGAGAAUUAUCUUGGAUUUCAUUCCUUAUUGCUCGGUGUUGAAAAGAAAUUUCUCCUCGAGCUCAAAGAUGUACAAGAGUUGAAGAAGGAAAAUUCCAAGAGUUUGUUUUCUGAUAAUCUUCGCAUCAUCACAAAGGACAAAAAAGAAGUAAGCCUUGUUACGGUGUCACAGGACAUGCAAUACUGAUUACUUGCCACACCUUUGUAGUACCUCUUCACCACCAUGUUCAAACGCGACGAGGUGUACGAUUUACUGGUUCAAUUGACAGGUCAGGCCAUGCUUCGUCUUUUAAAGAAUGCAGGAGGCGACGCGCCGGGAGCUUCCAACAGCCCGAGCGAUAUCGUGGACAAUCAGACAACCGUCGCUGGACGCGCAUUGGAUGGAGGACAACUCAUCAGUCCCUUGAAACAAGAUCUAGCAGCCAAGAAGCGAAACCACAGUUUCUGCUUGCAUUUUCGACUUCCUUUGACGGAAGAGUUGAUUGAUACCCUCGAGGUCACGUACAUGAAACCUCAUUAUACAAAAACCAAGUCAGGAUCACCUCCACCGGAAAAGACCCUGUAUCAAGGUCGGCUCUAUCUGUCCGGUGCGUAUAUAACGUUUGAGUCCAUGUUACGGUUGCCUCAACCGCAGCAACAUCAACCGAUCUGCUGGCUUGUAUUCCCACUCUAUACGAUCCGCCGCGUCGAACGACUUAAUACCGGCAGCUAUGUAUCAGCCUUGUCCAUUUCCACGUGGCACAAGAUGGAGCAUAUUUUUCAACUUCACGUAAAACUUGUUUUUCAUCAUGGGGAAAUCAAAAAGGACGGAUUGAUUGACGCUGUCAGUUACUGUAGGCUCCAAAGACGGCAUGUGAACGAUUUUGUCAACGAUUUGCAAUUCAUCUCAAAGAUCAAUUGCAAACCGCGGCUCUCAAGACGUUUUUAAAAACCCUGGAAUCCGAGCGGUUGUUGAACAAGCAAGAACCGGUUCUUGUCGACGUGGAUGAACCCGCAGGCGGUCUUGGAUUACUCUUUG